Rubroshorea leprosula is the source of this 2907-nucleotide messenger RNA. Lineage: Eukaryota; Viridiplantae; Streptophyta; Magnoliopsida; Malvales; Dipterocarpaceae. The record is from the annotation of a GenBank genome assembly.
CUGGCUGGCUUGUGCAUGUAUAAGGUUUUUUCCCGGACAGUAAUAUCAUCCAAGCCCAAGUCCUUUCCUGUAAUUUAGCUCAGUUUCACUUUCAUGAUUGUUCUCCCAAAAAAAUCAAUUCCUCAACAAAUCCCAAUCCAUCCGUUCAUUCUUCCUCAUCGACGGCUAUAUAAAAUUUUCACAUGCAAAUAUUGUAAUAAUAUAGAAAAUCUUCCCGUCUUUCCUAGUGCAGGUGCUGAGUCUCUUCUUGGUACAGAUCUCCGACUAUCUAACCGGCGGAUUCUGAAUUCCUGUUCUCCGAUCAAUUCAUUGGUUUUUGUGAUUCCGGUGUUUGAAGUUUGGAUUUUGUUGCGGGAGAAGGGAAAGGAGGGGAUACAGUAAAAGAGGUUUCAGGGGAAUAACAAGAUCUUAGGUUUUUGGGUGAUGAGAAUUGGUAAAGAAUGAACGAUGCCGGAACUGCGUACCGGAGCGCGCAGGGGCCGGGCAGCAGCAACGAAGAAGCAGCAGCAGCCGAAUCCGAUCGAGGCAGGGGAGGCGAUUGCCACUAGGACUAGGAGACGUCGAGCUGCAGCAGCGGCGGCAGCGGCGGCGGAGGCGCGAGUGGUUCCAGUGCCGGAUAAUAACGAAGAAAACAAAAACGACAACAAGAAGAAAGAGCCACAGCUAGUUGUUGGUGAGAAAUUAGAGCUCGCGACGGCAGCUGGUGCGUUGAAGGAGGAGGAAGAGAAUCGGAAGAAUAAUAGGGCUUUAGAGGAAGGAGUGAGAAAGGAUCAGGAAGAAGUAGGGGAGAAGCAUAUGGACGAGUUUGACAGUGGGGGGAAUGACAAGGCCAAUGCUGGUGAGGAUGAAGGGAGUACAGCACCGCUUCCAGAAAAGGUUCAAGUCGGGGGUUCCCCAUUGUACAGACUUGAAAGGAAGCUUGGCAAGGGUGGCUUUGGACAAGUGUAUGUUGGUCGUCGUGUUUCUGUAGAUACAGAUGGAAGUAGAACUGGCCCUAGUGUUCUAGAGGUUGCUUUGAAGUUUGAGCAUAGAAGUAGCAAAGGAUGUAACUAUGGGCCUCCCUAUGAGUGGCAAGUUUACAACACUCUUGGUGGUAGUCAUGGUAUACCACGUGUACACUACAAGGGACGACAAGGUGACUAUUAUGUCAUGGUUAUGGAUAUGCUGGGCCCUAGUUUAUGGGAUGUUUGGAAUAAUAACUCUCACACCAUGUCCAUUGAGAUGGUUGCUUGCAUUGCGAUUGAAGCAAUAUCCAUAUUGGAGAAGAUGCACUCCAAAGGAUAUGUGCAUGGAGAUGUGAAGCCUGAGAAUUUUCUCCUUGGUCCUCCAGGAACUCCAGAUGAGAAGAAAUUGUUUCUUGUUGAUCUAGGAUUAGCUACUAAGUGGCGCGAUAGUUCGGGAUCGCAUGCUGAAUAUGAUCAGAGACCAGAUGUUUUCAGGGGAACGGUGCGGUAUGCCAGCGUGCAUGCACAUUUAGGAAGAACUGGUAGUAGGAGAGAUGAUCUAGAAUCUCUUGCUUAUACACUCAUUUUCCUUCUUCGAGGUCGUUUGCCUUGGCAAGGAUACCAGGGAGAGAAUAAAGGAUUUCUGGUUUGCAAGAAGAAGAUGGCAACAUCUCCAGAGUCUUUGUGUUGCUCAUGUCCUCAUCCUUUCAGACAGUUUGUUGAAUAUGUUGUGAACCUAAAGUUUGAUGAAAAACCUAAUUAUGCAAAAUACAUUUCUCUAUUUGAUGGGAUUGUUGGUCCAAAUCCAGACAUCCGGCCUAUUAACACUGACGGUGCACAGAAGCUUAUUUAUCAAGUUGGUCAUAAGAGAGGCCGCAUAUCAGCUGAUGAGGAGGAAGAAGAUGAACAACCAAAGAAGAAAAUUCGUAUGGGCAUGCCAGCAACCCAAUGGAUUAGUGUUUACAAUGCUCGUAGACCUAUGAAGCAAAGGUAUCACUAUAAUGUUGCAGAUGGAAGGCUUGAGCAGCACAUUGAGAAAGGAUACGAGGAUGGCUUAUUUAUUAGCUGUGUAGCUUCCUGCCAAAGUCUAUGGGCUCUUAUUAUGGACGCGGGCACUGGGUUUGCUUCACAAGUCUAUGAACACUCACCUUACUUUCUUCACAAGGAAUGGAUAAUGGAGCAAUGGGAAAAGAACUAUUACAUCAGUUCGAUAGCAGGUGCUGUAAAUGGAAGCUCAUUAGUAGUAAUGUCUAAAGGUACACAGUACUUGCAGCAGUCAUACAAAGUUAGUGAUUCAUUUCCUUUCAAGUGGAUUAACAAGAAAUGGAGGGAGGGCUUCUAUGUCACCUCUAUGGCCACUUCUGGUGGUAGAUGGGGAGUUGUUAUGUCUCGUGGUGCAGGAUUUACUGACCAGGUUGUUGAAUUGGACUUCCUUUAUCCUAGUGAAGGCAUUCAUCGUCGAUGGGACAAUGGCUAUCGUAUCACAGCUAUUGCAGCAACUCCAGACCAGGCUGCUCUUAUUCUUAGCGUGCCAAGAAGGAAGCCCAUGGAUGAAACACAGGAAACACUUCGAACUUCAGCUUUUCCCAGCGUGCAUGUCAAGGAGAAAUGGGCAAAAAAUCUUUAUAUUGCUUCAGUUUGUUAUGGUCGAACGGUUUCAUAAGCUACUACCCAUAUAUAUUUGCAUGGGUGGGCCCUUCCCAAAAGCAAAGGAAAUUGCCCGUCGCCAAGUUUACCCUGUCUAGCUGUUCCUCUGGGGCACUGUGUAGGCUUAGGGAAAUUUUGAUGGGUACAGGCUUUUAAUUAACUGUAACCGAAGUAUAGAAGCUUUUAGUUGGACCUCUAUCUUGUAGUAGUUGCGUUGUGUGGAUUUUUUUCUUUUUAGGAAACCCACAAUGUUGGGUAUCUAUUAACUUUGUAUAGUCUCAAUGGAGCCCUGUGUAGGGCAGAUUCAAAAUAUCAU